Venturia canescens is the source of this 1703-nucleotide messenger RNA. Its product is annotated as homeobox protein ARX-like. The record is from RefSeq and is a predicted model, not a curated record. The coding region runs from base 349 to 1122 and encodes 257 amino acids. The transcript has 3 exons. NCBI's taxonomy places the organism in Eukaryota, Metazoa, Arthropoda, Insecta, Hymenoptera, Ichneumonidae. Gene Ontology annotation, molecular function: DNA-binding transcription factor activity, RNA polymerase II-specific; RNA polymerase II transcription regulatory region sequence-specific DNA binding. Gene Ontology annotation, biological process: regulation of transcription by RNA polymerase II.
UUCGUAACGUAGUGCUCGGUACGACACGUUUCACCACUGUGCUACGCUUUCUCGUUAUUUGAUUAUAAUCAACCGGUUGUCUCAUAUUCCCAACGUCCAACGAAAACUAAUACACAUACGUCUUUAUCGAUGCACUUUCGAUUUAUUAUUGUACAUACUUUCGCGACCCUCGUCAUUAAAUCCAAUCGAAAGUCACCCUCUUCCUUCCCUUUACUUCAAAAUAUAUCUCCUGUUGAUUCGUCGAAGGGAACGACGAUUUGAAGAUCGUCGUCGAAGUGAUUUUGUGAAAAAGUUUUAGUUAAAAUCGUCAAGUUGGCUACCACGUCGAAAAUUGAGGACUAUAUUGUGAUGAACUUGAAGGACGACGAUGAAAGUGGUAACGAAGGUGGACAACUUUUUCUUGUUGGAUCACCCAGAGACCCCCUCGUCUCAGCUGGUGCCAUCGUCGCUGGCUGCAAUACCGUCGACGAUAUCAAUGCUGCUAAUGAUCUUCAGUCCAGUUCCCUCGCUGGUCUCAUUGCUGGACAAUCAUCCUCCGUCUGUUUUCCAGCAAAAUUCACUUAUGAUUUUUCACCGAGCCCUGGAAGUGAGGAACGCCCCUUGUCCGUUGGGAUCGUCGGGAAACGUAAGCAACGAAGAUACCGCACCACCUUCACCAAUUUUCAACUCGAAGAGCUGGAACGUGCUUUCCAAAAAACACACUAUCCCGAUGUCUUCUUCCGGGAGGAACUGGCCAUGAGAAUUCAACUUACCGAAGCACGAGUGCAGGUUUGGUUUCAAAAUCGACGCGCCAAAUGGCGAAAGCAAGAGAAACAGUGCAAGCUUGGGAAUGCCUUGAAUCCAUCACAUUUACAAACGGCUGAUUGUCCAGACGGUGCCCAACAGUCUCAUCAUCACCAGCAGCAACAUCAAACCGAUCAUCUCUUGCUGGAAGCUCCUCUGGGCAGUCCGCCACCAAUUUAUCUCGGUAUGGAAUGGGCUGGUUUUUCACCGUAUGGAAACGUCGCCACAGCAUCGCCACUCAUCGUAAACGGUCUCAGCAGUAAAACUCUUCAGGACAACGAUGAUCCGAGCAAUCUUCUCGAUCCUGAUCUCUUGCAACUCAAAACGCCGCGUUCCUAAUCGAAAUAAAUUUCUCAAGCAAUAUUAACGCAAUACCUCUCAUUGCUCUAGUCAUAGAAACGAAUAAAAUUAUCAAGAAAAACUAAAUUAUUUCUCAUACCCAGUGGAAUCGGGGACCAAAAAACAUAUUUUUCCAAAUAAAAAACAAUCUUAGCAAUGACGUGUAAUAAAAAAAUUUCACGAAGCAAUAAUUUACAGUGCCAAUAAGUCCCGUUGCAUCCACAUUCCAUAAGUUCCAUUUUUUUCAUUAUUUUGCUUCAUUUUUUCUUCCAGUUUUGAAAAUGAUUGUCAGUUACAAUGGAAAAUAGAUUUUGGCCAUAGACGACUUUUAGGGAAUUUUUGUGAAAAAUUCUAGCAAUUGAAAAAUAAUAAAUCUCAAAAUAGAUACCGAACAUCAUUUCCUCCGUAAAUAGCAUUAAAAUCAAUAACAAUAAAUAAUAAUUAUUUCAUCUAAAUGAUCGGCAUGUAAAGUUUAAUCGCGAGAAUUUUUGAACCUAUUUGUAUCCGAAUUGUUGAACGUCCUGUCGAAGUUUUUCGCAUGGAAAAGUUAUGGAGAGAUUGAAUAAAUGUGUUAUAUAAUA